Lodderomyces theae is the source of this 1143-nucleotide messenger RNA. RefSeq lists its product as uncharacterized. The transcript has a single exon. Gene Ontology annotation, molecular function: tRNA (guanine(46)-N7)-methyltransferase activity; protein binding. The record is from RefSeq and is a predicted model, not a curated record. Gene Ontology annotation, biological process: RNA (guanine-N7)-methylation. Gene Ontology annotation, cellular component: cytosol; tRNA methyltransferase complex; nucleus. Bases 1 to 1143 code for a protein of 380 amino acids. NCBI's taxonomy places the organism in Eukaryota, Fungi, Ascomycota, Pichiomycetes, Serinales, Debaryomycetaceae.
AUGAAGCAUCCGUUCCAACUCCUACGAACAAACAGGCAAUGCAAACUCUUGUUUGCUGCUGUUCAAAACCACAUUCUUGUCUACAACACAUCCUCAGGAAAAGUAAUUGGCCAUUGGUUCGACGAUCAGCAAUCAACACAUCGAAACCAUCAAUUGGAAAGACGAACAGGCAAGCAAAUUUCAUCCAAGGUUCAAAUCUACAACCAUAUCAAAUGUUUAUCGUUGACUGAGUCGCAUCUUGUUGCAUCUACGGAUUCAGACAAGUCUGUGCUUGUAUUCACCCUAGAUUAUGAAAGUGACAAUAUCUUGACAUUGAGUAAACGACAACCAAUGCCUAAACGCCCUUACGCUAUAACCACAUACGAUGGAGUUGCGAUUGUCGCGGACAAGUUUGGUGAUGCGUACACUGUCGCUAUUGAUCUGAACCCGCCUGUUGCUGAGAAGGAUUUGGUGCCUAUUUUAGGUCAUGUCAGUAUGUUAACAGAUGUGGUUGUGGGUGUGCACAAUGACAAGCCAUUUUUGAUCACGAGUGAUAGGGAUGAACAUAUUAGAGUCUCGAAUUAUCCCAAGGCGUAUGCCAUCAAGCUGUUCUUACAGGGGCACGAGGAGUUUGUGUCGCAGCUUUGUUUGGUGGGUGAUUUGCUAGUUUCUGGUGGCGGUGAUGAUUACUUGUUUGUUUGGAAUUGGUAUACUGGGGAAUUGUUGAGUAAGUUUGACUUGAAGGGUGUUGUGAGUCCGUUUUUGAACGAGGCUCAUUUCCCUCCUGAAAAAUAUAGAUCAGAAGACUCACCAAAGGAGAUUAGUGUUGCCAAGAUUGAAUAUGUCGAGUAUGAGAAUGAAAAGUACUUUGUCGUUUUGGUCGAACGCACUUCGUGCUUGAUUGUGUUGGCAUACAAGGACAAUACACUUAUUGUACACCAGGUAAUACUAUUAAACGAGGAUUGUGUGACAUUCACCGUGGGUAAUGGAUCCAUUUACGUUUCAUUGGAGUCUGAGGCGGUGUUGCAACGGUUGAACUUCCUCAACGGAACUUCACAAGAGCUAUUGAUUGACACAAAUCUGAUUCCAAUCGAUGUCAAAGCCAAAUCUGAGUAUGCUGAGAUGUUCCCGGUAACUACAUUGCGCAAAAGAAGUGAAUAUUGA